UUUUCAUCUUUUUUUUCUGUUUUGUUUUCUUUUUUAGACUGUCCAAGUGAUUGUCCAGGCUCGACUGGGUGAAAAGAUUUGCACUCGUUCUUCUUCUUCCCCAACGGGCUCAGACUGGUUCAACUUAGCAAUCAAAGACAUCCCAGAGGUUACACAUGAAGCAAAGAAGGCACUGGCAGGGCAGCUGCCUGCUGUCGGGAGGUCUAUGUGUGUGGAGAUUUCACUUAAGACAUCUGAGGGAGAUUCCAUGGAGCUGGAAAUAUGGUGUCUUGAAAUGAAUGAAAAGUGUGAUAAAGAAAUCAAAGUUUCCUACACGGUGUACAACAGACUGUCAUUGCUGCUGAAGUCUCUUCUUGCUAUAACUAGGGUGACACCAGCCUACAGGCUCUCCAGAAAACAAGGGCAUGAAUAUGUCAUAUUAUACAGGAUAUAUUUUGGGGAAGUUCAGCUGACUGGCUUAGGAGAAGGCUUCCAGACAGUUCGUGUUGGGACAGUGGGCACUCCUGUGGGCACCAUCACUCUUUCUUGUGCUUACAGAAUUAACUUGGCCUUCAUGUCUACCAGGCAAUUUGAGAGGACCCCACCUAUCAUGGGGAUUAUUAUUGAUCACUUUGUGGACCGUCCCUAUCCCAGUUCGUCUCCCAUGCACCCCUGCAAUUACAGAACUGCUGGCGAGGACACUGGAGUAACAUAUCCAUCUGUAGAAGACUCUCAAGAAGUGUGUACCACCUCUUUUUCCACCUCCCCUCCAUCACAGUGUGUGUUUACUGUCACAAAGGCACAUUUUCAGACCCCUACUCCUGUGGUGACGGAUACCCUGAGGGUCCCCAUGGCAGGACUGGCCUUUUCCCAUCAACUCUCAAGCUCUCGCCUUUCCUAUCAGCCUGCUGCCCUGGGCGUUGGAUCAGCUGACCUGGCUUAUCCAGUAGUGUUUGCUGCUGGCUUAAAUGCUACACACCCUCACCAGCUGAUGGUUCCUGGGAAGGAAGGUGGGGUACCCCUUGCUCCCAACCAGCCUGUCCAUGGUGCCCAGGCUGACCAGGAGAGACUGGCAACCUGCACGCCUUCUGACGGAACCCACUGUGCUGCCACACCCUCCAGUAGUGAGGAUACUGAAACCGUAUCAAACAGCAGUGAGGGACGGGCCUCCCCACACGAUGUCUUGGAGACCAUCUUUGUCCGAAAAGUGGGGGCAUUUGUCAACAAACCCAUUAACCAGGUGACCCUGACGAGUUUGGAUAUACCCUUCGCCAUGUUUGCUCCCAAGAAUUUGGAGCUGGAGGAUACUGAUCCGAUGGUGAAUCCUCCAGAUUCCCCAGACACUGAAUCUCCUCUCCAGGGCAGCCUGCACUCGGAUGGCUCCAGCGGGGGCAGCAGUGGCAAUACCCAUGAUGACUUCGUUAUGAUAGAUUUUAAGCCAGCUUUUUCUAAAGAUGACAUUCUUCCGAUGGACCUGGGGACCUUCUAUCGUGAGUUUCAGAAUCCGCCUCAGCUGAGCAGCCUCUCCAUAGAUAUUGGAGCACAGUCCAUGGCUGAAGACUUGGACUCAUUACCAGAGAAGCUGGCUGUGCAUGAGAAGAAUGUCCGCGAGUUUGAUGCCUUUGUGGAAACCCUGCAGUAAAAGUAUCCUCGAGUCCCAGCAGCACCCCCCUUUUUGUGGCCCCAGGGGACAGGCAGCCUCCCAUGCAUCAGCUGCUCCCACACCUCAUCCUGCUCCGAGCCAGGUGGAAGGGAGGGUGGCUUCUCCCAUGGGGACCCAGAACUCCCUACUCGUGGACUCCUGGAGCCUCCGUGGCGGCAGUCAAGCCCAGUGCCCAGUUGGAGAAGACUCACGCUCUGGCCUUGGAGAUGGGAAGACCCCUCAUACAAAAGAGCCCUCAGUAGGGCCAUCUGUAUGCCCCACCCAUCAACUGCUUCCCAAGGGUGGCAUCCUCUGCCUCCUGCCUGGGCCUGCCUUGCAGCUGGCCCCUUCCCUGCCUGCUGUCACCAUCCACUAUUUGACAUUUCAGCUGGUGGCCAAGAGAUUGGUGUUGAGGCAGAAAGAGGAAGGAGACGGUGCCAAGAGAAGGAAGGAGUCCCUUGGCUCUUUAUUGUCCCCUUUACUUCCUGCUAUCUUCUUCCCCUCUUCCUCCCUCUCUGCCCCAUGCCUGUACUUCUGGCAAUAUGACAGGCCUGUCUGCCCAAGAUGAAAACUCCAAAACUAGCCACUCCCACCCCCGAAGGUUGGGAGGGUCUGAGCAGCCCUGGUGGCUGCCCAUGCUCAGGUCCUCAGCUACAUGGGAAAUAAAAAUGGAACCCUGAAUCUCUAGGAUUCUGUCACUUGGAGUCAUAGCAAAGGUUCUUUUCCUCUCCUACCCCUGUUGCUGCUCCUUGGUUAUAGAACACAGUAAAUAUUUAUUACUUUCAGAGAAACCAGAUAUUUUAUAAAGAAAAUAUGUUUGGGGUGAGUUGUUUUUCACUUGGAGAAGGUGGAGGGCUCUUCCUGGGACGGAGUCCUCCUCUGGAGGUUCUUGAGAAUCCGGGCUGCUGCUGCUGCUGCUGCGAGGAUCUGCCCUCCCACCAUACAGAUGGCGAGAUCCAAGAAGAGGGCUGACCGGGAGCGAAGUCAGCUCCCAGCAUGGCUGCACUGAAACUGACUACAGGCUUUACCUUGGACAGCUGAGUAUUCCUGGUGAGGGCCUUGCAUCUCUGACAGCUUCUGCAGCGUGACUGACUCUAUUCUGGCAGCCCAGGAGGUCUAAAUGUGAUGGCCACAUGGAGUGCUUAGGGGAUGUUGUGUGUGUCCCCUGACUGCUAGGGUACUUGUUCCUGGUCCUUGGGGCUGGACUGUGGAGCUUUUCCUCCUCCUGCUUGGGGCUAGCUACCACCACCCUCUAAUCCCAGGGUCUGUACACUGCCCUGGGGUUUACCAGCUGGAUUGGCUCCUAGUUGAGAAACCAAAGCUGGGCGUAUGAUUGACUUAACCCUUCAGGUAUUGUUACUUGAAUAAGUCAAGUGCCUAGCCUCACCCACCUGCUAUCUGUCCUCUCCCAGCCUCGCUGCUAGUCCUGGCUAAGGAGAUCUAGGUUUACUCCAUUCCUCCUGGCCCACCUGGGGCUCUCAUUGGCAGCAGCUGUGCUUGAGUGGAGCAGGUGGCCCUCAACUGCUUGUUAGUAAACUGCACGUGACACUGUUCCCACCUACAAGGCUGACCUCUGAGGAUUGGAGCAGGCUCUGGAGGAGACCUGAGCUCUGCCUGCUGCUGCUGCCACAGAGAACUUGUUCUCAGCGGCAGCAGUCAACUGGUCCUCCUGUCUUUGGGCCAGAGCACAUGCAUGGCCUGCUGAACCCAGGCCCAGGUUUAUCCCGAAGGCCCCUGGUAAGUUAUUGAUGCCCCCAUGUUUCAGCCACUGGCCUCUUUCCAAGGCCUUGUAUGGAAAGGCCUGCUAGCCAUUGUCCCAGGCAGCUCUCUUUGGUCUCUGCAGGCGGCAGCAGCCUUUCACCAGAGCCCCAUUUGUGAAGAGGCCAGGGAGGCGCAGCCCUGACUGAGCUGAGCCUGGGAGAACCAAAGCAACUGUUAAGGGCAGCCCUUGCCCCUCAGCCCUACCAUAAAACAUAUGAGCCCUAGACUGACUCUUGCAGCACCCCCGGGACAGGCUGGGACCAGCUGUCUGUCUCCAGGUGGCAGAGUCCCUCCUCUUCCUCCAACCUCUCCAACCUACUUUGUUUGGAAAUACUGAGCUACACUUCAAAAUGUAUUCAAGAGAUUUCCAAUAAAUUUUUUUCUGUACUUUACA
Cebus imitator (Panamanian white-faced capuchin) is the source of this 3776-nucleotide messenger RNA. It is a transcript of the gene ATG13, whose product is annotated as autophagy related 13. NCBI's taxonomy places the organism in Eukaryota, Metazoa, Chordata, Mammalia, Primates, Cebidae. The record is from RefSeq and is a predicted model, not a curated record. Bases 206 to 1621 code for a protein of 471 amino acids. The transcript is spliced from 16 exons. Gene Ontology annotation, biological process: mitophagy; protein localization to phagophore assembly site; autophagosome assembly. Gene Ontology annotation, cellular component: Atg1/ULK1 kinase complex; phagophore assembly site; cytosol.